This is a messenger RNA of Fundulus heteroclitus (mummichog), 1791 nucleotides long. RefSeq lists its product as uncharacterized. Bases 391 to 1791 code for a protein of 466 amino acids. Lineage: Eukaryota; Metazoa; Chordata; Actinopteri; Cyprinodontiformes; Fundulidae. The record is from RefSeq and is a predicted model, not a curated record. Gene Ontology annotation, molecular function: catalytic activity. The transcript is spliced from 3 exons.
UAUUUUAAUUUCUCUGUUGGGAGAGUUUGUUAGAUAUUCCUGUAAACUCAAUUUUCAGGGUUAGAAGCUACAAUUCUUAGUAGCAUUUCUUUUUUUAAAGUUAUUUCACUCAAUGCUCGAGGGUUAAGGAACAACACUAAAAGAAAGGCAACUUUUUUAUACAUUAAAAAUUUUAAAGCGGAUUUCUGUUUUAUCCAAGAAACACAUUCAACUGCAAAUGAUACCAAAUUCUGGAAAAGUCAGUGGGGGGACGAAAUAUGGCUGGCACAUGGCACUACUCAAUCAGCAGGAGUGGCAAUAUUACGAAACAACUUCAGGGGAGAUGUAUUAUGUUCACUCUUAGAUACAUGUGGGCAUUUUGUUUUAUUAGUUAUAUCAAUAAAUGAAGAAAUGUUUUUGUUGAGUUCGAUAUAUGGGUACAAUACCAAAGCAGAAAAUAUGCAACUUUAUGAUAGAUUAAGUAACGGGGUAAAUCAUUUAUUGGGAAAAUAUCAUAAUAUGAAUAUUAUUAUUGGUGGGGACUUCAAUUUAACACUUAAUGAUACUUUAGAUAGAUUUCCUCCAAAAGCUAAUACAAAUCCAAACACAGUUCUAGAAAACUUUAUGUCAACCUUUGGCCUGACUGAUGUAUGGAGACAAAAAAAUAAUUCCAAAGUUGAAUUUACGUGGCAAAACAAAACAGGCUCCUUUAAAUCAAGAAUUGAUUUCUGGCUUGUAUCUGAUUUAAUAGCUGAUGAAAUUAAGUCAGAGAUUCUUCCAGCCCCUUUAUCAGACCAUAAGCUUAUUUUAAUUGAAAAAACUAAAUUAAACCAGUUUGGAAAAAAUAAAAUUACAGCUUACUGGAAACUCAACUCUUUACUGUUAGAAAAUAAAACAGUAGCAGAAAACAUUAAACAAACAAUUAUAAAAUAUUGGAAUACAGCUCAAAGUCAGAAGGAAUUUAGUAAAAAUUGGGAACUCCUAAAAUAUGAACUUCGAAAAAUGUUAAUGAAAACUGGAGCUGAGAUUGCUAAAAGAAAAAGAAAAGUAGAAUCAGAAGUAGUAAAAGAAAUUAUCUUACUGAACAAUGUUCUGCCAGAAAAUUUAUCUGAAGAACAAAAGAUUAGAUUAAACCAUUUACAGCUGAACCUGGACAAUAUUUACAUUUCCAAAGCUAAAGGGGCGUACAUCAGAUCAAGACAGAAAUGGUUAGAAGAAGGAGAAAAAAACUCUUCUUAUUUUUUUAGAUUAGAAAAAAAACACCAAAUAUCUAACAGUAUUAUGAAACUUCAAAUCAAUAAUAACAUCUGUGAAGACCCUGUUCAAAUCUCUUCUUAUUGCGAGACUUUUUUCCAAGAACUUUAUCAAUCAAAAUGUUCUGAUGAAACUAUCACACAAUAUAUUAACUCUCUGAAUAAAAUGCAAAAAAUUAGUUUGGAGGAAAGAGAGGGAGAGGACAUCCGCACAAGAGUGGUCCACAUUCUCCAGAAAGUUGUCCCUGACCUAAAAGGAAAAACUGAUGAUGCGGUGGACAUGGUACACAGGCUUGGAAGGAAGACCGACAACAGAAAAAGACACGUGAUUAUUCUCUUCACCCACAGACGAGUGAAAGAAGACAUCUGGAAGAGAAGCAAAGGCUCGGCAGUUUGUAAGGAAGCAGGGAUCCAGUUUGCUAAAAUGAUGCCAAAAGAAGACCUGGAGGAGAGGAGAAGGCUGUGGCCACAAAUCGAGCAGGCCAGGCGAGCAGGGAAACAAGCCUUUUUCCCAGGUCCUCACGGCUUCAUUGAGGGACGCAGGAUUGGAAACGGCUAA